CCCAAGCUGAGGGACCUAGAGCCAAUUCUUAUGAAUUGCUCCCACCCUCUGGAAUCCUUCAGCUAUGGGUCAGUGUGUCGCUUCCGCUGCACUCAGGGCUACUUCCUCAAUGGGACAAGCAGGGUGCAGUGCCAGCCUGAUGGGCACUGGUCAGACAAGAUGCCUGCCUGCCAAGAAGAGGCUGCUCCCUAUUUCAAGCAAGUCCUGCUUUACAUGGGUGGUGGAGCUGUGGCCCUUGUGGCCCUGUUGUUGACAGGAAUGUUCAUAGCUCUGCUAAUCAAGCGUCUCAGUGACAAAGAGGAAGAAAAAACACUGCUGAAUCCCACCAGUAACCUGGGAGCACCUGGUGUCUUUACAAAUGCAGCGUUUGACUCCAACUUUUAAGCUAAAGCAGAAGAUGCCCCCAGGAGAGAAGAUCACUGGAAGGAAAAGGUCCUGAAGAUGGUACUCAUGCCUCAAUCCUUUUAGAAGCUGUUUUUAUACCUUACUCCUCAGCUCAGCUCUGCCAUCAUCCAGCCCAAGAACUCACAGUCACUGACAGUCAGGGAUUAAACUAACUCUGGUGCACACAUCCAGUUCUGAUCUGAAAUCUGGGCUUGUUCUUCCUCUGACACUGGGCUUCGGUUCACAAUCCAGUUGUAUCAUGUAAAGGUCCCCAAGCAUGAGUGGUGGGUGAACUGCUGGCUCAGGGAGGCUAGCCCCCCAGUCCCACCCCUUCUACCCGAAGCCCUGCCCCUUCCAUGCCCGCCGGAGCCCAGAGACCCCCGACAGUGGCCGCUGGCCCCUGCCUCAGGCUAGCGCCCCCAGUCC
This is a messenger RNA of Terrapene triunguis (Three-toed box turtle), 810 nucleotides long. RefSeq names its product P-selectin-like. The transcript has 5 exons. The coding region runs from base 31 to 384 and encodes 117 amino acids. The record is from RefSeq and is a predicted model, not a curated record. Lineage: Eukaryota; Metazoa; Chordata; Testudines; Emydidae.